Cervus elaphus (red deer) is the source of this 1464-nucleotide messenger RNA. RefSeq names its product membrane bound O-acyltransferase domain containing 4 (gene MBOAT4). Lineage: Eukaryota; Metazoa; Chordata; Mammalia; Artiodactyla; Cervidae. Gene Ontology annotation, cellular component: endoplasmic reticulum membrane. The transcript is spliced from 4 exons. Gene Ontology annotation, molecular function: serine O-acyltransferase activity. Gene Ontology annotation, biological process: lipid modification; peptidyl-serine octanoylation. The coding region runs from base 154 to 1464 and encodes 436 amino acids. The record is from RefSeq and is a predicted model, not a curated record.
CCGGCUCCAGCCAGGCGGCGGUCUUUGGCCGCAAACUGAUUGUUAGUGCAGUGAAAGGAUCGGCAGACUCGGAUUUAAAACAGCCCUUAAGUCAGAUCCAACGAAAGCAUCAGUUAAGGCCUCUAGGAAGGACAGCAUCUUUUGUUCCAGUUUAUGAUGGAUUGGCUCCAGCUGUUCUUCCGUGAUCCUGUGUCACUUUAUCAAGGAGCUGCUUUUCCUUUUGCACUUCUGUUUAAUUAUCUCUGCAUUAUGGAUUCAUUUUCCACUCAGGCCAGGUACCUGUUCCUCCUGGUGGGAGGCGGCGCCCUGGCCGUGGCUGCUAUGGGUGCCUUUGCUGCACUGGUCUUCAUCCCCGCCCUGGGCACGGUGGUCCUCAUCCACUCGCUUGGCCCCCGGGACGUCCACAGGCCGACUUUCCUCUUUCAGAUGACCUGGCAGACGCUGUGCCACCUGGGUCUGCACUAUACGGAGUAUUAUCUGCAAGAAGCUCCUUCUACAAGGUUCUGCAUCACUCUCUCUUCCCUCAUGCUCUUGACCCAGAGGGUCACAUCCCUGUCUCUGGACAUUCGUGAGGGGAAGGUGGUAGCACCAUCAGGACGCGCCGGUAACAAGAAUUCUUUGUCUGAGCGUCUGCGGGCGGCUCUUCCCUAUCUCAGCUACUUGCUCUUCUUCCCUGCCCUCCUAGGAGGCCCGCUGUGUUCCUUCCAGAGGUUUCAGGCUCGAGUUGAAGGGCCCAGCAGUUCGUGGUCCAGGCACUCUUUCUGGGCUCUGACCUGGCGGGCGCUGCAGAUCCUGGGACUGGAGAGUCUGAAGGUGGUCGUCACGCGGGUGGUGGGCGCGGGGGCUGGAGUCGGCGGCUGCGGGCAGCUGCAGUGCGUCUUCGUGCUGUGGUCCACGGCCGGCCUCUUCAAACUCACCUACUACUCCCACUGGCUCCUGGAUGACUGCCUCCUCCGCGCGGCCGGCUUUGGAUCUGAGUUAGGUCGCAGCCCGGGUGAGGAGGGACUCCUCCCCGAUGCGGACAUCUGGACGCUGGAAACGACCCACAGGAUAGCCCUGUUCGCCAGGAAGUGGAACCAGAGCACGGCUCGGUGGCUCCGACGCCUGGUUUUCCAGCAGCGCAGGACCUGGCCCUUGUUGCAGACGUUCGUCUUCUCGGCCUGGUGGCACGGUCUCCAUCCCGGACAGGUGUUCGGUUUCCUCUGCUGGGCUGUCAUGGUGGAAGCCGACUACCUGAUUCACGCCUUCGCCAGCGUGUUCAUCAGCUCCUGGCCCAUGCGGCUGCUCUACAGGGCCCUGGCCUGGGCCCACACCCAGCUCAUCAUCGCCUAUAUAAUGCUGGCGGUGGAGGCCCGGAGCCUCUCCUCUCUCUGGCUGCUGUGGAAUUCUUACAGCAGUGUCUUUCCCACCGUGUACUGUAUUUUGCUUCUCCUGUUAGCAAAGAGAAGGCAUAAAUGUAACUGA